AUGCUCAAUGCCCCAGCAGUGCACGUAUCCCUAAUGGAACAGACCAACUGCAAGGCCCUCUUCACAGCUCAAGGCGUUCACGUGAAGGACAUCUUAGCCUCCCGGCCUAUGAGCCAUACGUGCCUCUCAGUCUUCGGAAAGUCCGUCUUCCUCCCUGGAUUCCGUCACCGCACCGCUGUUGCAAGCGAGGCACAUCUACUUCUCCCGCACGCAAAUGCGUCCAAGGCAUUCUUCACACCAUGGAUUAUGGAAGACAUCGCUCGUCGUCCAGAUGCUGCAAAGCUCAUCAAGCCCUUCCAGCAUGUCUGCUUCGGUGGUGCGGUUCUGUCACCACAAGCAGCGAGUGUUUGGGCCAAGCACACGCGGAUUCAGAACUUCUGGGGCGCUACAGAAGCACUUGCUGCGGCUCAACUGGAGGCUGACAGAGAAGACUACGCUUACAAUUACUUCGACGUGUUCACUGACGGGUACGAGUUCCGCCGUAUGGAUGAUGCCGGAUAUGUGUCAGAAGAAGGCGAAUCAAAAGACCUGUAUGAGUUCGUUAUGAAGAUCAACGAUAGGUCCGCGCCGAUUGCAAGUUGGCACGCGCGCCAAGACAUCCACCCUGCGACCACAAAGCCCCCUUACCCGGAGUGGCUCACGGGAGACCUGUGGACACCUCAUCCCGACCCAGCAAAGGCGGCCUUCGCCUGGAAGUUCAUAUGUCGAAAGGAUGACCUCAUCUCAUUCUCUACGGGAGUAACAGGACACCCUGCUCCCAUCGAGCACUCCAUCACCUCAACCGACAAAGUGAGCGCCGCCAUACUCAUCGGGAACAAGCACCAGCAGCCCCUGGCACUCGUCGAGCUCGUGGAUGGGGUCGCGCCAUCCCCAGAACUGGCGAGAGAGAUAUGGCAGCAGACGAUCGAGCCUGCGAACGCGAAGGUGCAGACACACAUGCGUGUUGCAAAGACGCACGUCGUGCUGGUGCCGGCCGAUGGGUUUAUCAGGACCGCGAAGGGGAGCGUGGUGCGGAAGCAUACGGAGGAGAAGUUCAGGGACCUGAUCGACGGGGUGUACGAGAAGCAUGGCGACAAAUGGCAGGAGUCUAAGGAGAGGUAUGGCUCGAUCUCGGCGUCGACGGAGAUCACGGUCGAGAUCAACUAG
Messenger RNA from Diaporthe citri, 1146 nucleotides. RefSeq lists its product as uncharacterized. The coding region runs from base 1 to 1146 and encodes 381 amino acids. The transcript has 3 exons. The record is from RefSeq and is a predicted model, not a curated record. NCBI's taxonomy places the organism in Eukaryota, Fungi, Ascomycota, Sordariomycetes, Diaporthales, Diaporthaceae.